AUGUUCUCGAGGGAUGCUCUGAGAAUUUUGGAAAAUGGUAACUUGUCGGAGUUGGAGCUGUCUUCGGAUGAUGAGGAUGUAGGAAAUAAUAAUGUCCCAUACACGAAACAUGUUCGGUUGGGCGCCGAUGAGCUUAUCAAUGCAUCUACUACUGAUCGAGAAUCAAAACGUUUGAGUCCUAGUGUUGAUUCCUGGGCUACAGUGACUGUGGAUGGCAAGAGUAAUGUUGAUGACAAGCCUCAAACUUCUAGGGAUUUUGAUAAGGAGCAGUCAACAUCAACAGCAUCGACAUCCAACAAAACCAUUUGUCUCUUUUGUGACCAUAGCCAAAAAAGAUGUGGGAAGAAGCUGGUUAAUCUUAUUUUCCCUCAGAGUGACAAAGUACCACUGCAGAUAACAAAUAUGGCCAACAAUUUUGGUGAUUCGGUGAUUCUUUCCAAACUUCAACAUCAAACUGUUGCAUACCAUCAGCCUUGUUACGCAGCGUAUCAGUCAAGAAAGAAGCGGUCCAUCGAAGAAUCUACCGAUUCCAGCUACAGUAAAUAUAGGCAGUUUCAUCAGUUAGCCUUUGAAUCGAUAUCGAAUUUCAUUGAAAUGGAAAUAAUAGACAACAACAAGGUUAUGUACUUGGCUCAAUUAUUUUUAAGAUACCAAGCUUUACUGUUAGAGUUCGGAAAUCAUGAAAUUGAUUUUGACGAUAUACAAGAUUAUCGAAUUGAAACCUUGCAAAAAAAAUUAUUGAAUAUAUUUGGUGACCGUAUUACGUUUGAAGCGUCGAGUGGAUUACGUAACAAAAAAAUUGUAUACAAAACAGACAUCGAAAUUUCUGUUAUGGCAAAUAGUGUAAAGUUUUUGGAGGCAAAAAAUGAUUGCAAAUUUGAAGAUGUUGCAUAUUAUUUGAGAAGCUGCAUUAAAAAUAUGGAUGUUCGUCGGCUUCCUCGCAACGUAACUGCUGAUGACAUCAUUCGAGGAGAAUGUGAUAUUCCUGAACAAUUCAUUGAUUUUAUGCAAAAUCUUAUCCAAGGGCCUAUGUUUCUGAUGUCUAUCGGAAAAACUGAAAGUUAA
Messenger RNA from Diatraea saccharalis (sugarcane borer), 1065 nucleotides. NCBI's taxonomy places the organism in Eukaryota, Metazoa, Arthropoda, Insecta, Lepidoptera, Crambidae. The record is from the annotation of a GenBank genome assembly.